AUGACGAAAGGCAACCAGCAAGAUGAUGACACCCACAACAGCGCGAGCCAGGGCACAGCCGAGGACGAGAGCAUUUCCGAUACUGAAAACAGAGAGAUAUUGGAUGCCAUUGUGAAACAGUACGCAGCUGAAGGCAGGGACAUUGCCAACCCUAUUGUUACUCCUCCAUUGGGAAGGGAAACCGAGAAGACAUCGAUACAAGGGCAGUCCGAAGAGGAAGUCCAAAGUGAAGCUACGGAUAUCGGGAACCUGUACUCAGCUCAAGGCCAAGAAAUGAAACUGCACAGAGACCACAAGAAGGGAACGACUACUGGCAGAACCCUUUCAGAAGGACAGUCAGGAGAAAUUGAUCCCCAGAAGAAAGGAGACAGAUUGAACCCUGCUGGUAUCCAGCGACAUCAUUCAGCAGAAGGGAUAGAUGCUGCUUUGUGUGAAGCAGCAAAUGUCAUUCCUCCACCACCUGCUGAUGAUGACGUCCCUGGACCAAAUGACGAAGACGACUAUCAAGUACCCGGUGCUUAUGCUGUGGCGCCGGCUCCUUCUGGCAAUCAAGAACUGGAGAGAGAUAUGGAAGCCUUGAUGCCAGAACAUGCUCCCACAAACAAUGUCCAAGAUAGCAAUGAAGGCUUGGCAGUGGCAAAUCCUGUGGAAAGUACUGAAGACUUGCCGCACGCAGAUGAGCAUCAUGAACCUGCCAUUGAUAGAACGAGCGAAAGAGCCACUGAACGGACUAUGUUUCUACUUGGAAUAGGUGUGUUUGUUGUUGCAAUCAUUGUGCUUGCAGUGAUUGUAUCACAGAGUCGAAAAGCAGAUGCAGAAGCUACAUUGACUGUGCCUCCCUCACAGGUCAACCCCACAGCUCCAUCUUUUUCACCAACAUCAUUUCUGCAGGGAUACGUUUUUGGGAUCUUGCCUGAUUAG
Molecule: messenger RNA, 921 nt
Organism: Seminavis robusta
Lineage: Eukaryota; Bacillariophyta; Bacillariophyceae; Naviculales; Naviculaceae
Source: the annotation of a GenBank genome assembly